GGCAAAUGUACUUUUAUUUUUGGGAACAAUAUUGACUUGUAAGUGUUUUAGUGGAAGGGAAAAUAACUUUACGACUGAAUUUUUAUACUUUACACAAAAUGAAACCGCUGGUCAUGUGGCGGUAUCUCCUUAUGGUGUUUGGAAUAUGUUGAGUCACCUGAAAUUACUAACCGCGGGGAACACGAAGAAGCAACUGCAGCGAGCGCUCUUUCUGCCAAAGAGUUGUAUAGAGUUGAUUUAUGGUUUGAAAAAUUUGAGCGAUGUUAUUCUAGGCUCAAACUCCGAAAAUACUACCGUAUUUAUCCGAAAUUAUAUGGUUUUAGAUGAAAAUGUAAGUUCUAAUUAUACGGAUUUUGAAAAGGAAGCAAAAAUUCUUGGCAUGAAUAUUAUAUCACUUGAUCUAAAUGAGCGAUACACGGCUGUAAUAGUUGCAAAUAGAAUAAUGUUUGACGAAGGACAGGAAUUAUCAUUCAAAGUACCAAAACUAAUUAAAACAGAUGAUAUUCAUCCGAAUGGGAUAACAUUAGCUAAUAUAAAUAGGUUCCAAUACGUUUGGAGAAAUAAAUUCACGAAUGUCAAAGUUGAAAAUUUUUAUGAUGAGAACAACCACCAAAUCGGUAAAGUGAACAUGAUGUUUCAAAGAGUUAAUGCGGCGUAUGCAUACAUUACACCACUGCGAUCACAAGUAUUAGAAUUGCCGUAUGGAACCGACGGUAAAUAUGCCAUGCUGUUGAUAACGCCAAACCCAAAGACGAAGCUGAACGAUGUCUUUCAGAAGAUGACGACAUUUACGUAUGGACAAAUACUAAAUAUAUUGAAUAUGCAGCCCCUUACAGUCGUUGACGUUAAACUGCCAAGAUUCGAAAUACACACAAAUUACGCCCUAAAUGUACCGCUUAGCAAAAUGGGUGUGUUUGAUUUGUUUGAGAAGAAGUAUUCAGAGUUCUACGGUGUUCCUCGGAAUAGUUUGUUUGUUCCGGCUAUCUUACAACAUGUGUCUAUGGUGGUAAAUGAAUUGGGUGUACAUAGCAAUACGGUACAGCCUGCUAGUAAGACGGUGGAGUUCUCCGCUUCUAGGCCCUUUUUGUAUUUUGUCAUUGAAAAGACUACUGAUACAAUUGUUUUAAGUGGAGUCUAUUCGAAGCCAACGGUUUACUAAAUUUUAAUUUUUAAUAACGUAAUAACGUAGUAUUAAUAUAGUAAUAAUUCUUUUUACUUUCCAUCAUCAGUUUUUCUCAAUUUCCAUGAAAUAAUAUAAAUCUAAUUAGCGUUAAUUGACAUUAUUAAUCUCUUAUUAAAUAC
Pieris brassicae (large cabbage white) is the source of this 1302-nucleotide messenger RNA. RefSeq names its product serine protease inhibitor 77Ba-like. NCBI's taxonomy places the organism in Eukaryota, Metazoa, Arthropoda, Insecta, Lepidoptera, Pieridae. Bases 146 to 1159 code for a protein of 337 amino acids. Gene Ontology annotation, molecular function: serine-type endopeptidase inhibitor activity. The record is from RefSeq and is a predicted model, not a curated record. The transcript has a single exon.